Heterotrigona itama is the source of this 686-nucleotide messenger RNA. The record is from the annotation of a GenBank genome assembly. NCBI's taxonomy places the organism in Eukaryota, Metazoa, Arthropoda, Insecta, Hymenoptera, Apidae.
AUGUCAAUCCGGCACAAUGAAACGAUUCCUCAGCAUCGGACCAGACCGACGCGAAACCCGUACAAGUCGCUUAGAAAUGAUUUACCGAAUCGCGCGGAUCGGAUGGUUAUCGUGGACAACGCGCGAACGUCGCAGCUAAUUGCUUCGGUGCUUCCUCGGAUAUAAAUCCGAUUUUCUUUAAUCCUUUCACGUCGUUGAAACGUCCCAUAAUGCGCGUUUAUUCUCAAUGCGCUUACUUAUUGCACUAAAGCGGACUGAAUUUCUUCUUCUUUUUUUCAUUUAUUAUUGUAAGAUUGUGUCGAGUUAGGUAUUAUUUUCUUUAAUCCUUUCGUCGUUAAAAUCUCUCAGCAUAUGCGUUUGUUUUUAAAUUGUCGAAUGAAACACUACUAGCUAUUAGCUGAAUUAGGUAUGAUAAUAUAUACUUGUGAAAUCUUUUAAUGAUGAUAUUCAUCACUCACGUACUUAUUGGUUUUGUCAAACUUUUUUGCACAACCUUUACACAUAUUUAGAAGAUCAUCUGGUUUUAGAUUAUCUUAUCUUUGGCCAGUUCAUUUCUCUUGUUUCUUUUUUCUUUUUCUUUAUUUUCCGUGUUCUUCUAGCAAACAAAGCAGUCUGCUGGCAAUCUCAUUUCUGUCUAUUUGAACAAGCUUUGCGGCGUAGGUGUCCAACAGCACGAAGCGACCUGA